AUGGCAUUAAGAAAUCAACCAUCUACGAUAAAAGCAAAUAGAACAAAUGAUCCAUCGGAUGAUAUAAAUGUAUUAUUAUUAGGACAAACCGGUGUGGGAAAAUCAACAUUUAUAAAUGGUUUAGCUAACUAUCUUUGUAAUGAUACAUUAGAAGAAGCUGCUAAUGAUAAAAUGCAAGCUGUUAUUCCAUCUGCAUUUUCUUUUACUCAUGAUGAGACAUUUGAAGAAAAAGUGAUAAAUAUUGGACUAAUUGAUGAGCAUGAAAAAUUGAAUGAAAAUGGUCAAUCAUGUACACAACAAUGUCGAAGUUUUGUUUUUCCAGUUGGUGAAAAAAAUUUACGAAUAAUAGAUGCACCUGGAAUUGGAGAUACUCGAGGUCUUGAUCAAGAUAAUAAAAAUUUUCAUGAAAUUUUAACAUUUAUUUCACAAUAUGAACAUUUAAAUGGAAUUUGUAUUUUACUUAAACCGAAUGAAGAACGUUUAACGAUACUUUUCAGAUUUUGUGUUAAUGAACUUCUUAGACAUUUACAUGAAAGUGCAAAAGAAAAUAUAAUAUUUGUUUUUACAAAUGCUCGUUCAACUUUUUUUAAACCUGGUGCAACAUCAAAAAUUCUUCGAGCACUUUUAGAUGAACAUAAACAAAAACAAAAUAUUGAAGUGCCUUUUACAAGAGAUAAUACUUUUUUAUUAGAUAAUGAACCAUUUAGAUAUUUAGCUUUACGUAAAAAUGGUAUUCAAUUAAAUACUAUAUUAUUCAAAUAUAACAUUAUGUUAUAUUUAUAUUAUUAA
Messenger RNA from Rotaria sp. Silwood2, 789 nucleotides. NCBI's taxonomy places the organism in Eukaryota, Metazoa, Rotifera, Eurotatoria, Philodinida, Philodinidae. The record is from the annotation of a GenBank genome assembly.